This is a messenger RNA of Syngnathoides biaculeatus (alligator pipefish), 7545 nucleotides long. RefSeq names its product formin homology 2 domain containing 3b (gene fhod3b). Bases 401 to 4960 code for a protein of 1519 amino acids. The record is from RefSeq and is a predicted model, not a curated record. The transcript has 25 exons. NCBI's taxonomy places the organism in Eukaryota, Metazoa, Chordata, Actinopteri, Syngnathiformes, Syngnathidae. Gene Ontology annotation, molecular function: actin filament binding. Gene Ontology annotation, biological process: cardiac myofibril assembly; actin filament network formation; cortical actin cytoskeleton organization. Gene Ontology annotation, cellular component: cytoplasm; cytoskeleton.
GGAGCGCCGCCGCCGCGCUGGCAACAGGAGGCGCGUUCUCGUGCUUGCACUUUGUGUUUGGCUGGCGCAUCGUCGUUCUCUCCGGGCAAACACCAGAAGUGCGGUCCUCAUCGGCUCAGUGCUUCAGCACCACAAUGCUCCUGGAUGCCGCGUAGGAAACACGCGCACGCACAGAGGCAGUCCCGGAUCUUGACUUUGUUGGACCGGUUCGGUGCAUCUGGUUUGCCAUCGCGGUUUACGCUGCAGGCGCUGCUGGCUGUCCCGCAUGGAGACGCUCCGGUUCGGAUAGCGAGACUCAGCCGCGGAGGAACCUGCGCCGGAGGCUCUGUCGAAGAGGCGUCCGCAGUUCUGAUCCCACCCGCCUCCCCCCCAUCAGCCGGCCUUGCAUGGAGGACACGCCAUGGCCGCGUUCGUGUGCAGGGUGCAGUUCUUAGACGAUACGGAUCCGUUCAACAGCACCAACUUCCCGGAGCCCAGCAGACCCCCGGUGUACACGUUCAGGGAAGACAUCCCCCUCAUCAAUCAGAUAGCCGGCGUGCACAAGCUGCUCGGAGCCCCCCACAAGCCCGACGACUGCGCUCUUCAGUUGUCUCAUAAUGGGAGCUAUCUGGACUUGGAGUCCACGCUGGCAGAGCAGAAAGAUGAACUGGACGGAUUUCAAGAGGAAGGAGGGAGAGGCAGAAAACACAGCCUCAUACUUCGAACGCAGCUGUCAGUCAGAGUCCACGCUUGCAUCGAAAAACUCUACAACUCGACUGGAAGGGAGCUGAGGAGAGCCCUUUUUUCCCUCAAGCAAAUCUUCCAGGACGACAAGGAUCUGGUGCAUGAGUUUGUGGUGGCCGAGGGACUGACGUGUCUGAUCAAAGUGGGCGCCGAAGCCGACCAGAACUACCAGAAUUACAUCCUCAGAGCUCUGGGACAGAUCAUGUUGUUCGUGGAUGGCAUGAAUGGCCUCAUUGGCCAUAACGAAACCAUCCAAUGGCUCUACACCCUUGUUGGAACCAAGUUCCGACUGGUGGUGAAAACGGCCCUGAAGCUCCUGCUGGUGUUCGUGGAGUACGCGGAGUCCAACGCCGCCGUGUUCAUUCAGGCCGUCGGCGCCGUGGACGCCAAAAAAGGCACAAAACUGUGGGGGAACAUCAUGGAGAUCUUGGACGAGAAGGACGGAGUGGAUACGGAAUUGCUGGUGUACGCAAUGACACUCGUCAAUAAGACUUUGGCCGGUCUUCCUGAUCAAGACUCUUACUACGACAUGGUGGACUGUCUGGAGGAGCAGGGCAUCGAGGCCUUGGCCCAGAGGCACCUAAGCAGGAAGGGUUCUGAUCUCGACCUUGUGGAGCAGUUGAACAUCUACGAGACGAGCCUCCGCCGCGAGGACGGCGACGACGAAACGCAGCUGCCUCCGAGCGGCAGGAAGGAGCGGCGGCGGUCGAGCGCGGGCGGCAGCAACGAGCGCCGCGGCCCGGAGCGGCGACGCAGCCGCAGGCAUUCGCUCCAGAACCGCAGAGGUCACGCGUCGGCGCCGGCGUCGCCCUGCGGCCCGCACGCUCACGGGACCGGCUACCUGCCCUUCGCUGGCCAGCGUGUUGAAGACAUCAGCGAAAGGGUUACUUCGCAACAGACUCCAACGUCGCCCAGCCGUCGGUUCACUAGUACGGCAACCUGCACCCCAGAGUCUAAAACUGACAGACCCACUUCGGGAGGCCUGCUGAGUUCCUCGUACAAGCAGCAUCAGGAGUCUCUGGCUGCAGAACGGGAGAGGAGGCGCAUGGAACGAGAAGAGCGUCUGCAGAGGAUCGAAAGGGAGGAGAGGGACCGCUUCAACCGAGACUAUGCCGGCAAAAGGGAAGAAGCGAGACAAGCCAGAGAAGAAAGGUACAAGGCCGUGGAGAAGAUGGCGGCGGAGGAGUUUGAGCGAGAGCGGCCCAAGCUGCCCCUGAGAGGCCGCACGGAGAUCACGCUGUGUUUGAGCUCCAACCCCGCCGUCCGAUCGGCGUCCCGCUGUUCCACCGCUUCGCCCGUCGCCUCACAGCAAGAAAAGGCGACCGGUGCUCAGCGGACCUCAGGAAAUGAACAGAUCCCCGAGUCAAAACCCGUCUCUCCAACAGGAAUAAAAAGUCCAGCAUCAGAGCGAACGGGAUCAGAACUUUGUCCCUCACUUCCUUCGCAACCAAAUAUGGCUGCAAAAGAGCCGCCGGCAGACACGGAGGAGCUUUCUGACGUCCGACCGGUUCAGAAUGUGGUUUUAGAGCCAGGGGGACGUACGGAGGAGGGAGUGGGAAGUGAAGAGAGGCUGGAAGGAGGCGACUUUGAGGAGCAAGGAGAGCGGGACACUGCAAGUGAAGUUGAAGAACUGGCGGACGUGGUGGAAGGUGCCGAUGGGGUGGAAGGACCCGAUGACGCUGAGGCAGCGAGUGAAGCGGCGGUAGUGGAUGUGGAAGAUGUGGAAUUGGAGGAGGUUUGCGAGAGGGUUCGAGCCGUAGACGGGGACGUGGAGGAACGGACGGCGCUGAGCGAGAAGGAGAGGCAGAACGAGGAAGUGAACGAAAAGGACAACUGCUCCGCAUCCAGCGUCUCCUCCACCAGCAGCACUCUGGAGAGGGAGGAGCGCGAGGAAAAAGCCAAAAAUGACAUUGAAGCAGGCCGGUGGAGUCAGUGCAUCGAAGAGCCAGGAGAGAAGGACGUCCUCGACAACAAGCGCUUCAUGCUUGACAUGCUCUACGCUCACACCUCCAACACGGACGAGGACAACGCCGGCGGGGACGAGGAGAAAGAAACGCGACGCAGUCAAUGUGAGAAGGACUCGGAGGCGGCCGAGCCCUCUGUGGCGACUUUGGCCAGCAGGAUCUCCACUUUGGAGGCACACAGGCAGGCCAGAGAAGGAAAUGUGAAGAAAACGGAGGCGGGCAGCGCCGACAAGCAAGGCAGCGUACGGGCCGUGGCGGAGAGAUUUAACGAUUUGGUCAAAGGUCUGACGUCUCCCGUCGACGCCGAGUCGUCAAAGGAUCCGCAGCGCGCUCUGAGCGACAAAUCCUCCGCCGUCGUCCCGUCGGCCCAGAAGAAGGAAUCGGACCAGAUCUGGGACCAGCUCAUGGCCGCGCCCAGAGAGCUGCGCAUCAAAGAAAUGGAUUUCACCGACCUGCGGGACGAGGAUGACGUGGAUAUUUUAGAUCUGGACAGCGUGGUGGGGUCUGGCGAUCUAAUCCCGCCCCCGCCGCCGUGCAAUGCUGCUCUACCGCCACCCCCGCCCCCUCCCAUCCUUGGCAAAAUGGUGCUCCCGCCUCCGCCCUUCUUGCCCCCUCCGUCCCCUCAGCUGACUCGGGGAGAAGUUCCUCUCUUCCUCAAGAAGAAGAAGACCAUCCGGCUCUUCUGGAACGAGGUGCGCCCCAUGGAGUGGCAGUGGAAGAGUCACAAGUUCUGCAAGGAGUCCCUGUGGUCCAAACUCGAGCCACUCAAACUGGACACAUCCAAGCUGGAGCAGCUGUUUGAGUCCAAAUCCAAGGAGCUGCCCGUUACUAAGAAAGCGGCCGUCGACGGCAAACGACAAGAAAUCAUCGUCCUGGACUCCAAACGCAGCAACGCCAUCAACAUCGGCCUGACCGUCCUACCUCCCCCUCGCACCAUCAAGACGGCCAUCCUCAACUUUGAUGAGUACGCGCUGAACAAAGAAGGCAUUGAGAAAAUCCUGACCAUGAUCCCCACGGAGGAAGAGAAGCAGAGGAUCCAAGAGGCUCAGCUGCUUAAUCCCGAGAUUCCCCUGGGCAGCGCCGAGCAGUUUCUCCUCAUCCUCUCCUCCAUCAGCGAGCUGUCAGCCCGCCUGCAGCUGUGGGCCUUCAAGAUGGACUAUGAGCUUAUUGAGAAGGAAGUCGCGGAACCCCUCCAGGAUCUCAAGGAAGGGAUGGACCAACUGGAGAGGAACACAACCCUGCGCUACAUCUUGACCACCCUGUUAGCCAUCGGCAACUUCCUCAACGGCACCAAUGCCAAAGGCUUCGAGCUGAGUUACCUCGAGAAAGUCCCCGAAGUGAAGGACACGGUUCACAAGCAGUCCCUGCUGCACCACACCUGUGCCAUCGUGGUGGAGAAGUUCCCGGACAGCUCCGACCUCUACUCCGAGAUCGGCGCCGUCACCCGCCUCGCCAAGGUGGACUUUGACCAGCUUCAUGACAAUCUGGCUCAGAUGGAGCGAAGGUGCAAAGCGUCGUGGGAUCACCUCAAGGUCAUCGCCAAGCACGAGAUGAAACCUGCACUGAAACAAAAAAUCUCCGACUUCCUCAAAGACUGCGCGGAGAGGAUCAUCAUCCUCAAGAUCGUACACAGGAGGAUAAUCAACAGAUUUCACGCCUUCCUGCUGUUCCUGGGCCAUCCGAUAUACGGCGUCCGCGACGUCAGCGUCCACCGCUUUAGCAAGAUCCUCAGCGAAUUUGCGCUGGAAUACCGCACAACCAGGGAGCGCGUGCUGCAGCAGAAACAGAAGCGGGCCAACCACCGCGAGAGGAACAAGACCAGAGGGAAAAUGAUCACAGAUAGCGGGAAAUUCGGCGGCGCCCGCCCCGACGCGCCCGAGUGCCAGCCGCGUGGCAUCCAGUACGCCGAGGACGCCGCCGAGCACGAGAACAUGAAGGCCGUGCUCAAGGGCGCCGCUCAGAGCGGAGACGGCGAAACGUCGGCGGUGCCGGGCCUCCGCGCUCGCACGCGGGCCAGCACCGCUGCAGCGCGCACGCCGCCGUGGUGCAUCGCCAACGACGACGCCAUCAACUGCACGGACGACACGGCCGACGAGAUCAUGGAGCGGAUCGUGCGCUCGGCCACGCAGGCGCCCGGCCCGAGGACGCAACCUCGCGAGAGGCGGCGCUCCAGGGUCAACCGCAAAUCACUGAGGAGGACCCUGAAGAGCGGCUUGACAUCGGAGGAGGCCGGCGUUCUGGGCUUGUCCGGUGGCGCCGACGUGCAGGUGUGAACAGGAUCGGAGGACCCCGCGCUCGUCCACACCUCCCUCGCCCCGGCUGUCGCACCGACAUGGACGACUUGUUUGCGCUUCUGUGAGAUGUCGAAGAAGAAUCCGAGCAGCGGCAUUGAGACCACUUGAGCUUCGCUACCGGCAGAUCCCGCCUGCACUCCUGCGGCGCUUGACCUCCCCUCCCGCUUCCUCUCUUUCGUACCUAAAGCACUCCCGUGUGCUCGCGCGUGUUUGCGUUCUCCGGUCGUCAAAGUGAAAGGGACGAGUCCAAAGACGUCACCCGCGUCCGUACAACUACUACUGUGCUCCGGAAGGUGAAACCCCCGCUGAGCGAUGGAGAAAACGUGAAAGACUUCACAAAAAGAUGGACAGUAGCACGUUGUAUUCGCGUGAAAUCGAGCAGGUUGAGGAUUUGGCUCCAACAUGUCGGUUGCUCAGCGGCGUUUGGCGCACAGCGGGAGCUUCUGUUAUCCCAGCUGCGCAUUUCAGUGCCUUUCCGAGACACUUAUUUAUUCAAGAAGGUUUUUCAGGGACAUCUCGUCAGAUGAGGGCCGACCACGAGCUGCGGCGUUCGCUCGAUUUGCAGUGACGCUUAUGAUGGCAACUGUUUCCCACAACGCCUUACGCGUCAGUUCGCACCAGCGGUUAAGUUGAAAAGUGCACGAAACGGGACGUCGCUGGAGAUUCAGUGACGAGCGCUCUUCCUCGCUUUAAAAUGAAUGUGAAAAUCACCAUUUAACUUAUAUUUCUUGACAUCUAUAUUGAAGUGAUGUAAAAAAAAAAAUAUAUAUAUAUAUAUUAUUUUUUAAAUGUUGGCUAGUGCUAUAGAGCUCGUGCACGUGACGUCACCGUUUUCACGCCGCCAUAUUGCCGGUCAAAAAGAUCUGCUCGACAGUGUGGGGGACACUGAACCGGAGCAGAACAUACACAACGCCCGAGACUUGUUGUGCUGUUGGUUGUUACAACAGAUGAGACAGAGAUUCAAAGAGAUCAUUCAAUGGAAUACCCGUUGGAAAGAUGAGAAAAGAUCGAUGGAUUUCGGCUAUUAAACGUGAUGAAUGGUGCCCGACCAAAUACACGCGACUGUGUAGCGAUCACUUCACUCCAGGUAGGAAUUAUUCUUCUCAAUCUCAAAUUCCCAAGAAGUAUUUAUAAUGCCAAGUUGGCUCAUUUGAGAACAAUGCAUUAAAAGAAAAACAAAAACAAAAAAACGUUAAACUUCGGUAAACCUCUCCCCGACAGACUUUUUUUUUUUUUUAAUAUGCAUUGUUCUCAAAUGAUUCCAAUGCGUAUUUAAAAAAAAAAAAAAAGAAACUAAACCGUUUGCCACAGUGAUGUUUACGGAGGUUAGCGUGUGGCCGCAACAUGCUUCCGUGCACAGGGGCUGAAGCCUAUCCCAGCGGUUUAUUUUCUUUUUUUAAAAUACGCAUUGGACUCAUUUAAGAAGAAUGCAUAUUAAAAAAAAAAAAAAAAAGUCUGUCACAGAGAGGUUUACCGAAGUUUGAGUGGCUGCAAUAUGCUUCCAUGUACGGAGGAGGCGACUUGCUGUCUUAAUUUUUUUUCCAAUCAUCGUAAAGUAAAGUCAAACCAGGGGUCAUUUAUUUAAAUAUUGGUAUUUGUAUUGAAAAAACACGAAUGGCUCCACCACUAUGUGGGAUUUAUUCGUAAUUGAUAACAGAUCCAGCAACAAAGUAUUUGUAUGCGUCCAGACUUUUCAACGCUUUCAAACUCUUCCAUGUAAAUCUCGACGACUUACUCGCCGGAGCCAUCUGUAGAUCCAGUUGUCCAAGACAAGCGGAAGCGGGUUAACGGUCCAAUUUCUUAUCGGCAAAAACAUCGACUUCAGCGUUAAACAUGGGUCCUCUAGGCCAAGUGUCUCUCAUUUUUCCACGUACCUUUUGUUUAUGAUCACCUUCUCAAUGUUUAACAGUAUCAGAGAAAAUUCUGGUCUACAUAUAAGACCUAUUUUCAUUCUGUCUCCAACCGACUUAGCAUUGAAGAAUGCUUUGUUUGACCGGCACUUCCAGCCGGUGACGUGAUUUGAUGACGUAGGUGCGCGAGCGCUAUAAUCCAGAACAUCAUUUAACAUUUUUUUUUUUUUUUCUAUACUUCCAAGUCCUACUUUGCUAUUUAGAAUGGGACAGCAUAGCUGUUGAAAGUCCGUCUGAAAGAAGAAGCAGAUUUUAGUGAACUCUGAUCAGCACCUUAGAUUCCAAGUGUAGCAUCUAAAAUCCUUAGGACAAAGGAUAUAUAUUUUUUGAUUUUUUUUUUUUUUUCCAUCCAAGCAGACAGAUGUGUAAAGUCAGUUAGGCCAGUGAUGUAAAGUUUUUUUUUUGUUGUUGUUGCUCAAUUUGUAGAAUAGUGUAUGAUAGCGUAAAAGCAUUAUUAUGAAUGUAAUUUAAAGCUUUGUUGUCGGAGUCUCUUUUGCAAGGGUUCGAUACGAACGCCGGUUCUGCGCUCUGGACAAUUGACGACAGCUUUGACCUCAUCGUUGCACUUCCCAACGCCGCUCUCCAAACAAGCAAAGCUUCACAUGCGGCCAAGAACAAAGUCACUAUUUUUCAAUAAAGGGCUCGUGAACACCA